Messenger RNA from Paramuricea clavata, 759 nucleotides. Lineage: Eukaryota; Metazoa; Cnidaria; Anthozoa; Malacalcyonacea; Plexauridae. The record is from the annotation of a GenBank genome assembly.
AUGGACACUUUCCCUUCCAACACAGAACAGAUAAAUGCAAAAAUCAUUGAUAUGGAACAGUUGUGGCAAUUCCCAUGCGCUUGGGGGGCUGUUGAUGGUUGCCACUUACCGAUAGUUUGCCCAAGCGGUAGUCAGGAAGCAAGAAAAGAAUACCAUAAUUUUAAGAAUUUUUACGCCAUUGUGAUGAUGGCAAUUGUAGAUGCAAAGGAUCAGUUUGUAUUGGCCAGCAUUGGCUUCCCAGGGAAUUCCCCUGAUUCAGUAAUUUUGCAGUCCACACAGUUGUGGACUGAUAUUACUGAAAACAAUAUCAUACCUUCCAUAGGGAAAAACAUUGAAAAACUUAUUGUGAAUCCGUUGAUUCUUGGUGAUUCUGCUUUUCCGUUUCGCAUUUGGCUGAUGAAACCAUAUGGUCAUGCUACACUUAGCCCUAAAGAAAGCAAUUUUAAUGAUCGCUUCAGUAGGGCACGAAUGGUCACAGAACGGGCAUUUGGCCAGCUGAAAAGCAGGUGGAGAAUUUUACACCGCAGAUCAGAAUGUGAGCCAAAAAGUGCGAAGAAAACAGCACUUGCAUGUGUUAUUCACAAUCUUUGCAUUGCUAAUGGUGAUGAUCUUCCUCAGCAUGUUAAUCUUCUUUGUAAUUAUCCAAAAAAUCAAAGAGAUCGAGAGAAAGUACGAAAGUUAUUGCUAAUGAGAAGCUGUGCCAGAACAAAAGAUUCCUCUAAAGCCGCUGAGACUAUUAGGACUGCACUUGCAGAAUAA